AUGACAAUAGAGACACUAAGUGCUACAGGAAAACUGAAGCCUCAGUUAGUGUGGCGUAAGUGGACAACAGUGAAACUCAGUGAACUGUAUAAAUUUUUUGGUAUUAUUUUGCAUAUGUGCCUAGUCAAGAAACCAAAACUGUCUGACUACUGGUCAACAAAUCCCGUGUUGCAGUCCUCAUUUGCGGCAAAGUGUCUGCCAAGAGAUAGAUUUUUGUUAAUUCUACGAAUGUUACAUCUCGUAGAUAACGCAACAUAUAUUCCCAAAAACCAGGUAGGUCCCGAUCUUAUUCUUAAGGUAAGACCUAUAUUCGACAGAUGCGUGACCCAAAGUGGAAAGGCUUACAAGCCAGGCGAAAAUAUUACUAUUGAUGAAGGAAUUAGUCCUUUUCGUGGUAGGCUGAGUUUUAGAGUGUAUAUGAAAAUUAAGCCUCAUAAAUAUGGCGUAAAAUUUUUUGUGCUAUAUGAAAGUGGUUACGUUCUGAACUGUGAAAUUUAUUCUGGGAAUCAGUCUAAUGCCGAUAACAGCAUUUUACACAUUGUAGACAGAUUGUGUCUUUCGUUUCAUAAUAAAGGUCACACAUUAUACAUGGCCCGAUUUUACACCAGCCCUGAUUUACUGGAUUAUUUGUGGGGGAAAAGAACUGAGGCAGUUGGUACUGUGCAGAAAAAUAGAAAAGGACUACCAAGGGAUCUUGUUGGCCAGAAAUUGAAAAAAAAAUGA
Schistocerca serialis cubense is the source of this 723-nucleotide messenger RNA. RefSeq names its product piggyBac transposable element-derived protein 4-like. The record is from RefSeq and is a predicted model, not a curated record. The coding region runs from base 1 to 723 and encodes 240 amino acids. The transcript has a single exon. Lineage: Eukaryota; Metazoa; Arthropoda; Insecta; Orthoptera; Acrididae.